AUGGCCCAUCGACCUUCCAAGGGUGCUUCCCGAAGGCGUGGAAGGAAAACGGAUGCAUCUGCAAGUGGAGGGUCCACUGUAGCGAAUCUUAGCGACGAGCAUGACAAGGCGGUUCACGGUAUAUCCAAGCAUAUGAGGCCAGUCAUAUGCCUUCAACGAUGCGGGUUGUCGGCAUUGAUGGGGGCGAAGACCGAAGCGACAACUGCUGAUGUUCUUUACUACUUCAUGAUGAACGCCCCUACAGCGUACAAACGGCUGAUGCGGGCUGCCAAAGAAGCAGGAACACAUGGGGGAGAUGCAUUGGCGACGGCAGAGCUUCACCUUGAGGCAUACGGGCGCCAGUUCGAUGCACGGGCAAACAGUGGUAUUAACGCCGUAACUGGGAUAAUGGAGAAGGCUGAUCGCCCAAUCGAGGGACUGGUUUACAACUUCCCGCCCUACACAGAGGAUAAGAAGGGGAAAAUACGCCCUGUUCGUGGAAACGGUUGGGGUGGGGCCCGAAGGGGUAAAGCCUUCGAGAGAGUGCGGAGACAAGAGGUUGCCCAAUCAACAAGAGCUGAAACAGAGGGGGUUGCUCCAAGCCUGCAGCCUCAUCCAUGCACGAUUGUUACCACUGAAAGCAUCCAACAGCACGCGGUACUCCAUGCAGCCGGUGUACCAGAACAAGCCCGAAGGAAUACUCAUCAGGAUGGGCCCCUCAAGGAUACUCCAGUUCCAGUCCCGAGAGGGUGGCCACGUGCUCCAGCCGUCACGGACAUGUCACCGUACAUGGUAUGUUUCUUGGAGCCAAGACACAUGCUAUAA
Closterium sp. Naga37s-1 is the source of this 804-nucleotide messenger RNA. Lineage: Eukaryota; Viridiplantae; Streptophyta; Zygnematophyceae; Desmidiales; Closteriaceae. The record is from the annotation of a GenBank genome assembly.